AUGACAUAUCCAAAGCCCCCGGGCCAAGAACGACCAUAUCCAAAGCCAACCAGAACGGGGAAAAUUCCAUUCAAAAUCCCUAACCAUGACAUUCAGGGUGAGACCGCCUACGAGAUAUACGGCGAUCUCAAAUCCGGCAAAACUCCCCUCAUCACCUUACACGGAGGACCGGGCUUCCAACACAGUUACCUACUCCCAAUGUCACUCUUGCUAAUCGACUAUGGUAUUCCCGUCAUUAUGUACGACCAAAUCGGUUGCGGAGAAAGUACCAGAUAUCCAGAUCGCAUGGGUGAUACCGCUUUUUGGAACCCAGAACUUUUCAUAGCUGAGCUGGGCAACCUCAAAGAAGCACUGGGAAUCGAGGCCUUUGAUCUUCUCGGCCAGAGUUGGGGCGGCAUGCUCGCGGCGCAAUACGUUACGACAGUCCAGCCGAAAGGGCUACGGAAGCUGAUCAUCUCUGACAGCUUAGCUGCCAUGAGAUUGUGGCAGAAUUCGGCGAACAAGCUGCGUAAAUCCUUACCUGCCGAGAUCCAGGAGACGAUGGCCAGAUGUGAGAAAGAGGGCAAGAUGGAAAGUCCCGAGUACGAAGCGGCUUGCAAUGAAUUCAACAAACGGUACUCCUGUCGUUUAGAUCCUAUCCCCGCAGAACUUGCUGGGCCGAUAGAGGCCUUGACAACAGACGCAACCGUUGCGAUGACCAUGUUUGGUCCAAGCGAUUUCAUUGUCACUGGAUCGCUCAAGGACUGGAGCAUCGAAGAGGAUUUGAAGAAGUUGACCCCAGAAGUGGUCCCGGGUGGAAUGCUGUUGAUGAAUGGGUAUUUUGAUGUAGCUCAGGAUGAAGUCAUGUUCCCUUUCUUCAAGGAACCAUCAACUAAGGUCAAAUGGGUACGCUUUGGGCUAAGUUCACAUUGUCCGCAGUUGGAAGAGACGGAGAAGUAUGUCAAGGCUCUUGGUGACUUUUUGGAAAGUUGA
Molecule: messenger RNA, 972 nt
Organism: Mollisia scopiformis
Lineage: Eukaryota; Fungi; Ascomycota; Leotiomycetes; Helotiales; Mollisiaceae
Product: proline-specific peptidase
Exons: 1
Coding region: 1-972 (323 amino acids)
Biological process (GO): proteolysis
Molecular function (GO): peptidase activity
Source: RefSeq, a predicted model, not a curated record